AUGCAAAAAAAAAAUAAUUAAUUAAUACUGUCACCCAGUGGUUUGGGAAGUAAUAUAAAACCUGGAUUGUUUUCAAAACAUUGCGAAUUGAAUAAAUUAAAUAAAUAAAAAAGUUUUAAAAUUGAGGAAACUCUAACCCCAAAAUUGUUUGAAACAAGAGAAUCAAGUUUUGCUCCUUAACCAAAAUUAUAAAAAAGUUAAAGGUAUUGUUAAAUAUGAUUAAUGAUAGUGCUUCUAGAUUGCUUAUUCCUAAAGAAUAAAGAUAGGAAAGAGUUGAAAGAUAAGAAAUACAAAAAAUGCCAUCUAUUAAACAAGAUCAGAUCACUGAACUAUCAUAAAAAUUAUAUAGAGAACUUAUAGAAUUCAAUGAAUAGGCGGAUUUUGGAGGUUAAAAUGAAAUUUAAUAAUGGAGUGAGGAGAUGAUCAAAAAAUUACUCAUCAUUAAAAAUAGUUUAGAAUGUAAAUAUUUGAAUUAAAUUAAAGAAUCCGAAGUUUUUGACAAUUAAGAUAAUGUGAGCGAAAAUUAACAGUAUUUAUGUUUAUAUUUUAAGAAAUGAUAUUAUAUAGAAUUUAUAGAAGGAAUUAAAUGAUGAAAGGAAGGAAAGAUACAAAAUUGAAGAGGAGGCAACCAAUUUAAUUACUGAAUAAGAGUUAGAAAUUGAUAGAUUAGAAAAGCAGUUAAAAAUGUUAGAAGAAAAGCAUUCUUCAUGAUAAUUUCAAUUAAUUAUGUCAUUUAUAUAUAUUUAAAAUAAAAC
This is a messenger RNA of Paramecium sonneborni, 755 nucleotides long. The record is from the annotation of a GenBank genome assembly. NCBI's taxonomy places the organism in Eukaryota, Ciliophora, Oligohymenophorea, Peniculida, Parameciidae.